AUGCCCUCCACGUACAAGAAGGAUAAACCAUGGGACACAGAUGACAUUGACAAGUGGAAGAUCGAUGAAUUCAAACCCGAAGACAAUGCAGGAGGUAGCUUCGCCGAGGAGUCAUCCUUUAUGACGCUUUUCCCCAAGUACCGCGAACAAUAUUUGAAGGAAGCAUGGCCCGGUGUCACUCGAUCGUUGGAGAAGAUGGGAAUUGCCUGCACACUCGAUUUGGUGGAAGGAAGCAUGACCGUCAAGACUACCCGAAAGACCUACGAUCCCGCCGCGAUCCUCAAAGCGCGUGACCUGAUCAAGCUGCUUGCUCGAAGUGUCCCCGUCACCCAGGCCCUGAAGAUUCUGCAGGACGACGUGGCAUGCGACAUCAUCAAGAUUCGGAACCAAGUGCGGAAUAAGGAGCGUUUCGUCAAGCGCCGACAGCGUAUUCUCGGUCCUAACGGUUCCACCCUCAAGGCACUGGAGCUGCUGACCAGCACUUAUAUUCUGGUGCAAGGAAAUACUGUGGCGGUGAUGGGCCCAUUCAAGGGCUUGAAGGAGGUGCGGAGAAUUAUCGACGACUGCAUGGCGAACAUCCACCCCAUCUACCACAUCAAGGAAUUGAUGAUCAAGCGUGAGCUCGCCAAGGACCCCACACUGGCAACCGAGUCGUGGGAUCGAUUCCUGCCCAACUUCAAGAAGCGCACACUGUCCAAACGUCGGGUUCCAUUCAAGGUCACCGACAAGGAGAAGAAGGUGUACACCCCCUUCCCGCCUGCGCCCGAGAAGAGCAAGGUCGACCUGCAGAUCGAGUCUGGAGAAUACUUCCUGUCCAAGGAAGCCAAGGAUCGUGCACACAAGGAGGAGGUCAUGGAACGCCAGCGCGUCAAGCGCGAAGAGAAGAUGCGCGAGCGAGAGAAGGAUUUUGUGGCGCCCGAAGAGCAAACCCCCGCCGAUCUCGACAAGGAGAAGAAAAAGAAGAAGGAGAAAAAGGAGAAGAAAGAAAAGAGCAAGCGCAAGCGCGACCACGAAACCGAUGGAGAGGAAACCACCGAGCACAGCGAAAAGAAGAAAAAGAAGAAGAGCAAGUCCAAAGAGACGUCCUCCGAUCAGGAGUAA
Messenger RNA from Penicillium oxalicum, 1101 nucleotides. Its product is annotated as KRR1 small subunit processome component. Lineage: Eukaryota; Fungi; Ascomycota; Eurotiomycetes; Eurotiales; Aspergillaceae. Gene Ontology annotation, cellular component: small-subunit processome; nucleolus. The record is from RefSeq and is a predicted model, not a curated record. Bases 1 to 1101 code for a protein of 366 amino acids. The transcript has 2 exons. Gene Ontology annotation, molecular function: RNA binding.